AUGAAAGAACUUGGAGAGAUGGGUCUGAAACUUCAAAGUGCAGUAAAAAGACAGCGAUUAGCUGUGGAAACCUCAGAUUUAUCCAAAUGUGAUCCCGAAAGGGUUCGAGAGGAGGCGACUAGAACCAGGCCGGCCUUGAAGAGGAGAGCAAAAGAGAAUCUCGAGGAAGCCACCGAACAAAAAGUUGUAGAGAAGCCCAAAAUCGUCGAACAAACGGAGACAGCUGAUACAUCUGAGGCAAAUGCAGAUGCGGACACGACCGAGAGGAGUGCAAGACGACCGCCGCCUGUCAAUAGCGGUUUCCUCCCAUUGCCGUGGAAAGGGCGCCUCGGUUAUGCCUGUCUGAAUACAUAUCUCAGAGCAGCUAACCCUCCAGUCUUUUCAUCUCGAACUUGCCGCAUUUCGUCAAUCAUCGACCACAGAUACCCACUACAAGAUCCAACACAACCUGAACAUCCUACAAAAAAUCGACCAGACAAAACAAAGCCGCCAGAUGUCCAGAGAGGGCUCAAAUUUGUACAAGAUCUAGGCCUUGCAAAUGCAAGAGACAUAGUUAAAAUGUUGCGAUGGAACGACAAAUAUGGCAUCAAGUUUAUGCGGCUCAGUAGUGAAAUGUUUCCCUUUGCAAGCCACGAGGAGCACGGCUACAAACUCGCUCCAUUCGCCGCCGAUGUACUGGCCGAUGCGGGCAAAGUAGCUGCUGAGCUAGGUCAUCGCCUUACAACACAUCCGGGACAGUACACGCAAAUUGCCAGCCCUAGGAAAGAGGUUGUGGCAGCUGCCUUCAGAGAUCUCGAAUACCAUGACGAGAUGCUAUCGUUGUUGAAAUUACCAGAGCAGAUGGACCGAGAUGCCGUCAUGAUCCUGCACAUGGGAGGCACAUAUGGCGACAAGGCAGCCACUCUGGAUCGUUUCCGCGAAAACUACUCCAGGCUGACCGAGGGGGUGAAAAGGAGGCUAGUCCUAGAAAACGACGACGUUUCAUGGAGUGUCCAUGACCUUUUACCAAUCUGCGAGGAGCUCAAUAUUCCUCUGGUUCUGGAUUAUCACCAUCACAACAUCAUAUUUGACCCCAGCGUCCGCGAGGGUACCCUGGACAUUAUGGACCUAUACGACCGCAUAGAAAAGACCUGGACGAGAAAGAAUAUCACGCAGAAGAUGCACUAUAGCGAACCGACAGCGGAUGCUAUCACUCCUCGAGAACGGCGGAAACAUUCUGCGCGCGUCAAGGUCCUCCCCCCAUGCAAACCAGACAUGGAUUUGAUGAUCGAGGCGAAAGACAAAGAGCAGGCCGUUUUUGAGCUCAUGAGGACGUUCAAGCUCCCAGGAUGGGAUCUUUUUAACGACAUCGUUCCAUAUGAACGGGACGAUGAACCUAGAAAAGAUGCUGCUCGGGAAGCGAAAAGAACAAUAAAAAGGAGCAAAAAGAACGACAUUGAUAGGGACAAUUCCAUCAUGUCUACCAAUGAUUUUCAAAGCCAUACAACGGCGUUCCUUGAUUGGUUCAAGUCGCUCCCUGGGUCGACGUUUUCUGACCAUAUCGACAUUAGAGACCUCCGAGACAGAAAUGCAGGCCGCGGCAUAGUGGCGCUUCAAGAUAUUCCCGCUGAUACAGUCUUGUUUACUGUGCCACGAAGUGAAAUUAUCAAUAUCGAGACUUCUGAGCUUAGAGCGAAGCUGCCAGAUGUCUUCCUCAGCCAGGACACUGCCAUGGAAGUGGAUGACAAGCCGCAGCAAGACCCUUGGAGCACGCUGAUUAUCGUCAUGAUGCAUGAGUAUUUCAAGGGAGACCACUCAAAGUGGAAGCCCUAUCUUGAUGUCCUUCCAGCCACGUUCGAGACUCCCAUGUUUUGGUCCGAUGCCGAACUUGAUGAACUCCAGGCGAGCGCCACACGAUCAAAAAUUGGCAAGGCUCAUGCUGAAGAAAUGUUCCACGCCAAGAUUUUGCCAGUCAUCCGUGGAAACCCUGACGUUUUCCCAACUAGCCAGGCUAAGAGCGAUGAAGAGCUUAUCCAGCUAGCGCAUCGCAUGGGAAGCACGAUAAUGUCAUACGCUUUUGACUUCCAGAAUGAGGAUGAAGAAGAAGAGGACGAUUCUGAAGAAUGGGUCGAAGACCGUGAGGCCAAGUCUACAAUGGGCAUGGUGCCAAUGGCUGAUAUUCUCAACGCUGAUGCCGAGUAUAACGCACAUGUCAAUUACGGAGAUGAUGCCCUCACUGUGGCAACAUUACGACCUAUCAAAGCUGGCGAAGAGAUCUUGAAUUACUACGGCCCCCAUCCUAACUCUGAGCUCCUUCGUCGGUACGGAUACGUGACGCCGAAACAUUCUCGUUAUGACGUCGUUGAGCUUCCAUGGGAGAUGAUCGAGAAUGCUUUAGCAGCAAACCUGAGCCUGUCAACUGAGCAGCUAGAAAGCGCACGAGAGCUUUUGGAUUUGGACGACAUCGAGGAGACAUUCGUCUUGGAACGAGAAUCAGAUGAGCCUAAUCCAGACGGCACUUUCGCCAAUCCAGCUAAGUUUAGCGAGAUACCAGAAGAUCUCCGAGAGCAGCUCAAAUCAAUGCUCAAGGCCAUUCGCAAAGUGGAUCCAUCAUGCAUUGUCGACAAGCGAAAACGUGACGAGAUUCAGAAUACUGUACUCAUCAGGGCGCUUGACACCCUCAUGUCACAGUAUCCGACGACAAUCAUAGAAGAUGAACUAAUUCUUGCGGGUAGCGAUCUUAGCGAGCGGCGCAAAGCCGCCGUUACAGUGAGGCUGGGGGAGAAACGAUUGCUCCAAGAGGCUAGAGUCUAUUUAUCGGGGAUCGCUUCCGAUGCCACUUCGGACGAUGCUCCAGCACCGAAUAAGAAAGCUAGGCGGUCAGACUGA
Trichoderma asperellum CBS 433.97 is the source of this 2868-nucleotide messenger RNA. RefSeq lists its product as uncharacterized. Gene Ontology annotation, biological process: peptidyl-lysine monomethylation. Gene Ontology annotation, cellular component: nucleus. Lineage: Eukaryota; Fungi; Ascomycota; Sordariomycetes; Hypocreales; Hypocreaceae. Gene Ontology annotation, molecular function: protein binding; protein-lysine N-methyltransferase activity. The record is from RefSeq and is a predicted model, not a curated record.